AUGUUUGACGUCAAGGCCUGGGCUGAGUAUGUGGUGGAGUGGGCCGCAAAGGACCCAGACGGCUUCCUGACGACAGUGAUUCUGGCCCUCACGCCACUGUUCCUCGCAAGCGCUGUGCUGUCCUGGAAAUUGGCCAAGAUGAUCGAAGCCAGGGAAAAGGAGCAGCAGAAGAAGCAAAAACGUCAAGAGGAUAUUGCAAAAGCCAAACGACUGAAAAAGGAUUGAAGCAAAGGGGCUCUGCAGUCAGAGAGCAAUCACUUGGGAAACACCGUCACAUUGGAAGGCCCCACUAAGGUCUUCUCCUUAGAUUGUAUGACAUGUUAUUUAGCAGACAGGAUCUGACCAGGUUGAAGAUCCCCUUCCUCAAUACUGAAUUCACAUUUCAUCUUGGGUCUAGUUUGUUGGUGUCGGUUGGCAGUUACUGCAAAUUCGCAUUUGUUGUGUU
Echinops telfairi (small Madagascar hedgehog) is the source of this 445-nucleotide messenger RNA. Its product is annotated as small integral membrane protein 15-like. The transcript has a single exon. Lineage: Eukaryota; Metazoa; Chordata; Mammalia; Afrosoricida; Tenrecidae. The record is from RefSeq and is a predicted model, not a curated record. Bases 1 to 225 code for a protein of 74 amino acids.